Molecule: messenger RNA, 5318 nt
Organism: Callorhinus ursinus (northern fur seal)
Lineage: Eukaryota; Metazoa; Chordata; Mammalia; Carnivora; Otariidae
Source: RefSeq, a predicted model, not a curated record
CAACCCUUCACCCCAGAUGUAAUACUCCAGUUUGAGAGGGGAGAAAAGCUUCGGAUGAUAAAGACAGCAGCCCAGGGCCCCUGUGCCUCAGGAGACAAGAAUCUAAAUGACUUGGAGACUCUUCAGGAAAUUGGAUUAAAGUACCUGCCACAUGAAGAGCUGUUCUGCUCGCAAAUCUGGCAACAGGUUACAAAGGAGUUAACCCAGUGCCAAGAUUCCAUGGUCAGUAUUCAAGGAACUGGCUCCCAGUUGGAAAAACGAGGUGAUGCACUCUAUAAAGAUGAGGAAUUUGGUAAAGGCUUUACUCAGAGUUCACAUCUUCAAGUUCACCACAGAGACCACACGGGAGGAAAACCCUACCAGGGGGAGGAACGUGAGAAAGGUUUCAUUCAGCGCUGUGAUCUUCAAACUAACCAGAGAGCCCAUGUAGGAGAGAAGCCCUAUAAAUGUGAAAAAUGUGAAAACACCUUCCGUCGACUGUCAAGCCUUCAAGCCCACCAGAGGGUCCAUAGCAGAGAGAAAUCAUACAAGUAUGAUACAUCGUGUAAGGCUUUCAGACAGAGGUCAUAUCUUCUCCAUCAUCAGAGAGUUCCCACUGGAGAGAAUCCGCACAAAUUCGAGGAAUGUGGGAGGAAUGUUGGGAAAAGCUCACAUCGUCAAGCUCCUCUGAUAAUCCACACAUUAGAGAAACCUUAUAAAUGUGAGGAGUGUGGGCUGAGCUUCAGUCAGAGCUCGUAUCUUCAAGUGCACCAGAGAGUCCACAUGGGAAAGAAGCCUUAUAGGUGUGAAGAGUGUGGGAAGGGCUUCAGUUGGCGUUCGCGACUACAGGCUCAUCAGCGAAUCCACACUGGAGAGAAACCAUACAAAUGUGAGGCAUGUGGCAAGGGCUUUAGUUACAGCUCGCACCUUAACAUUCAUUGUAGAAUCCAUACAGGAGAGAAACCCUAUAAAUGUGAAGAGUGUGGGAAAGGCUUCAGUGUAGGUUCACACCUUCAGGCCCAUCAGGUAAGCCACACUGGAGAGAAACCUUACAAAUGUGAGGAAUGUGGGAAGGGCUUCUGUCGGGCCUCAAAUCUUCUGGACCAUCAGAGAGGACACACUGGUGAGAAACCAUAUCAGUGUGAUGCAUGUGGAAAGGGCUUCAGUCGUAGCUCAGAUUUUAACAUUCAUUUUAGAGUCCAUACAGGAGAGAAACCCUAUAAAUGUGAGGAAUGUGGGAAAGGCUUCAGUCAGGCCUCAAAUCUUCUGGCCCAUCAAAGAGGCCACACUGGAGAAAAACCAUACAAAUGUGGUACAUGUGGGAAGGGCUUCAGCCGGAGUUCAGAUCUUAACGUUCAUUGUAGAAUCCACACUGGAGAGAAACCCUAUAAAUGCGAGAAGUGUGGUAAGGCCUUCAGCCAGUUCUCGAGUCUUCAGGUGCAUCAAAGAGUCCACACGGGAGAGAAACCAUAUCAGUGUGCAGAGUGUGGGAAGGGCUUCAGUGUGGGUUCACAGCUUCAAGCCCACCAGAGGUGCCAUACUGGGGAGAAACCAUACCAGUGUGAGGAGUGUGGGAAAGGAUUCUGUCGGGCAUCAAAUUUUCUGGCUCAUCGUGGAGUCCACACAGGAGAGAAGCCAUACCGGUGUGAUGUGUGUGGUAAACGCUUCAGACAGAGAUCCUAUCUUCAAGCCCACCAGAGGGUCCACACUGGAGAGAAACCAUACAAAUGUGAGGAGUGUGGUAAGGUCUUCAGUUGGAGCUCAUACCUUCAAGCCCAUCAGAGAGUUCACACUGGAGAAAAACCAUAUAAAUGUGAGGAGUGUGGGAAGGGCUUCAGUUGGAGCUCAAGUCUUAUAAUUCAUCAGCGAGUUCACACUGGAGAGAAACCCUAUAAUUGCAAGGAAUGUGGGAAGAGCUUCAGAUGGGUCUCACCUCUUUUGACACAUCAGCGAGUCCACAGUGGAGAAAAACCAUUCAAAUGUGAAGAGUGUGGGAAGGGAUUUGGUCAGAAAUCAUGCCUGCAAGCUCAUCAGAAAGUCCACACCAGAGAAAAACCAUACAAAUGUGAGGAGUGUGGGAAGGGCUACAAGACAAGCUUGGAUCUUGAUGUGCACCAGAGUGUCCAUAUGGGAGAGAACCCAUACACCUGUAGGGCAUGUGGUAAGCACUUCACUAGGACCUCAAAUCUUAAAGUUCAUCAGAGAGUCCACACUGGAGAGAAACCGUACAAAUGUAAUAUGUGUGGUAAGGUCUUCAGUCAGUCUGGACAUCUAAAAUCUCAUCAGAGAGUUCACACAGGGGAGAAACCUUAUAAGUGUAAGAUAUGUGGUAAGCAGUUCAGUUCAAGUUCAUAUGUUAAAAUUCAUCACAGAAUCCAUGCUGGUGAUAAAUUUCAUCCAGUCUCAUAGGAGGGAAACCAUUUGUUUCAGUAACAAUGUUUCUGCCAUAGCUGACUACAUCCCAGUGAUCCCAAGAUCACACAAAUGGUGCAAUGAGGACUUUAGUUAGAACCUUAGCAGUUAUAGUUUUCACUCAAGAAACAGGCUGUUGAAAUAAUCUUUCUUUAGGCACUUAUCAAACUCUAAUGGUGGAUAUUAAAAUCGAUGUCCCCUGAAAUAUAAGCUUUGUGAGGGCAGGGAGUUUAUUUUAUGCUGAAUUUAUACAAUCAAUAUUGAGUAGCACUCUGUAUGUGCACUUAGUACUUGCUAAGUGAGUCAAAAGGAAGAGAGAGAAUUAGGGAAGAUCGCAGAGUAGGGGGACCCUAAGCUUUCCUCCUCCCUUAGAUACAGCUAGACAACAAUCACAUCAGCAUAAGUAACCCAGAAAUCGGCCUGAAGACUGGCAUAACAAGCUCAUCAACUAAAGGUAGAGAAGAGGCAAUAUCAAAGAAGGUAGGAAGGGCAAAGAUGCAGUUUGAGAGUGAAACAGACUGUGGCCAUCUGUGGUGGGGACAGAGCUGGUGGUGUGGAGAAGGCAAAAAACAGAUUAUCACGGGGGGAGACCACAUGGGGAAGACAAAUCCCCAUAACAUUUGGCUUUGAAAGUGAGAGGGGCCAAAUUUCAUGAGUUCUUACAACCAGUGGGACUUAAAGCUUGGAUUUUCAAUGUCUGUGGGCUGGGCUCUGGGAGAGCAUGACAACCAACCAGUGGAGGUACAGCCAGGAAUCAGCAGUUUGAAAAAUGCCAGGGGCGGACGGGAGAGAGAAUGUCUUACUCAGAGCAUGGCCUGGAGAGGCAGGGACCCCUCCAGGAACAAAGGAGCUGGUAGGCACCAUUUCCCCCCACAGCCCCCCAGCAUAAACCCAUGGCCACCUGCCGGAACCAGUGCGGCGCCAACACUCCUUACCUAACUUGCUUACACGAAGCCCCGCACCCCUGUGGUCCAGGGAUCCGCCUUUCCCCAUCACACUUGCUUCAGCCUCGGCACUGCACGUCCCCUCCCCCGGGAGAUCAGAGCAAACCCCACGAACACCUCGUUUCCUGACCUGCGUGUUUCAUGGGAUAGCACAUCCAGAGGUGGCGGUGGCAGCAUGCAGACCAACACACAUUAGGAUGUGCCCCACUUAGCUGAGGACCAAACACUGCCCACAACAGGCAGAGAGCCUCCGCAGAUGACUAAAGGAAAAAGAGGCCAGGACGCCACAGCAGGCACAGGCAGCACGCUUAGGAGACACUCGCUGAAGCGACAGUUCCCGAGGAACAGGCGACAAUGCACUGCAGGGCAGUACAGACCCCUUUAUGAGGCCAUUACCUUCAAGAGCCAAGAGACCUAGCUGACUUUAAUAAUACACAGAGAUAGAGACAAAAUGGGUGGGGAGGGAGUAUUUCCAAAUGAAAGAACAGGACGAAACCACAGCAAGAGACCUAAGCAAAACAGAUGCAAGUAAUAUGCCAGAUAGAGAAUUUAAAGUAAUGGUCAUGAAGAUACUCACUGGACUUGAGAAGAGUGGAGGACAUCAGUGAGAACCUUAGCACAGAGAUUAAAGAGAACCAAUAGGAGAUGAAGAACACAAUAAAACACUUGAUGGAAUAAAUAAGCUAGAUGACAGAGGCAUGAAUUAAUGACCUGGAAGGCAGAGUAAUGGGAGAGUAAUCAACCUGAGCAAAUAAGAGGAAAAAAAUUAUGCAAAUUGAGGAUAGUCUUAGGGAACUCUGACUCCAUCAAGCAUAAUAACAUUUGUAUUAAAGGGAUCCCAGAAGAAGAAGAGAGACAAAAAAAUUUAUUGGAAGAAAUAAUUGCUGAAAACUUCCUUUUUGUGGGGAAGGAAACAUAGAUCCAGGAGGCACAGAGAGCACCCCAAAAAUCAGCCCAAGAAGGUCCAUACUGAGACAUAGUUCUUAAAAUGGGAGAAAGUUGUGAUAAAAUAUUUUAAUCAAAGAAAAUGUGCAAUAUUUAAAAAUUGUAUCUGGAAAAGGAAUCCAGCAAAAAAAAUUCAGAAACAUAACAAUACAAAAAAUUAAAUAAUUCAGAGAAACAAAUAGGAAUUGAAACACAGAAAUACCCAGUACUGCAUUCCACAGCAUUAUUUUGGUAGUAUCCUAUUGCAGUUGGCUCUUGGUAAACCCUCAGCCUCUAUUCUGUGGUUGGGUUAUUUUUUCGGUCUUGAUUUCAUGUUCCAUUGGUUUAUACAGUAGAAAAUCAACUCUAUUUUGUGAUUUUUCUCACAUUGCAGACAAUUUUAACUCUAUGAUAACGCCACUGCACAUAGCUUAAUUGAAUUUUCUCAACAACGUUAAGGCAAGGGUUCAAAGUAACAUUAGAAGUGUCAGAGUUAGUAAUGAUAAAAAUUUUCUUAAUUUUGAGUUCAUUGAUUUUUAAAUUUCUGCAUUUCUGUGUAAUCUUUUAUAUGAUUGCCUUCUAAUUGUAGCACUUUUUUUUUUAAAAUCAAAUUUCUCUGGUAGAAGCUAUGCCAAAUUUGAAGGACAUUUAGCUUGUCAGCUUCCCAUAUUCUUCCCUCAUCUCCAUGAAAUAAAUAAUAGAAAAAUUUGGAAUUUGGUGGUUUCAUCAGAUAUAUUACUGGUGCAGAAAUGACAGUUACAUGUUUUUCUUUCUUGGUGACAAUACAUAUCUUUUGAAAAGCAGUAUAUAAUGGAAUGUGUAACAUGCAACUGUGAUCUGGAAAUCAUACUACAGAAAUACAUGAUUAUGAGAUUCAAACAAUGAAAAGAUGAAAACCACAUCAUUAAUGUCACACAGUUUUUAAACUGGAAAUAACAAAUGUUCACCAAUAAGAAUUUGUUUAAAUUUCAUAUGAGCCCAUAAUAACAUGGGGCGUUUGAGGUAAUGUCAAGGACAUGUAAUAUCAGGAGAACAUAAUACAGGCUUUGUGAAAUCAGA